Molecule: messenger RNA, 6057 nt
Organism: Acanthaster planci (crown-of-thorns starfish)
Lineage: Eukaryota; Metazoa; Echinodermata; Asteroidea; Valvatida; Acanthasteridae
Gene: dixdc1
Product: DIX domain containing 1
Biological process (GO): canonical Wnt signaling pathway
Cellular component (GO): cytosol
Molecular function (GO): protein binding
Source: RefSeq, a predicted model, not a curated record
CACGUUGUGAUAACAGGAUCCUGAGGAAAAGUAUUUGUCGUCAGUGGAAAAUUCACCCGUUCAGUUCUCGACUUACUCAACGGGAGACAAUAUCACUACCAGAGUCGUUUGUCAAAUAUUGUACAGAUUGUACAGAUUUGUCAAAGUCUGAUGGUCGCGUGGCGAACCUAUGAGGUACUUUGAACCCCUUUGCGAAGAAUAGGUACGCCACGUUCUUCUUUGUAAUCACGAAUCCACUAUAUACAUGUACACAGAAUGCCUAGAGUUACCCCGAGGAGUUGAACACGGAUCUGGAGGUGAAUACGAGAUCGCUAAAGGAAUGCGGCAAGAGUUUCAUACGCAUCUGUAUCGUAUCUCAUGUCAUAACAUUUUGAAGUAUCUCAUGCGGAGCCAAGUAUGUUUGAGUCCUAAAGUACCGCAAUGAGUCAAGCCAAAAGCCCCAAACUGCAUAGGCCGACUAGGCGAAGCUGGGGAUACGGGACCGAAGGCCGGCCGGAGAGCCCCCUUGCUCGUCCGUCCAGUCCCCACCUCAGCACCCACGCAGGGACCAGCGCGAAACAGGCCUGGCUGUCGCCGGCGUCUGAACCCAGCACCCCCCGAAGUCAUGUCCACUCGGCGCGCAACCAUCCAAACUCUCCGAAGCCGGUCCGCAAAAUCUCCGCAUCGUCAUCGAUUCCGUCCAAGCUGAACAGGACCUACCCCUUCGGUCGCCACUCCGACAUCGAAUACUCGUCCGGGGAAUCGGAUGGUCGGAGCGGUUACGAUUCCAACGACGGAGCCGCAUCGGCUAACAGCACCGCGACCAGCAGGCGGGAACGCAGUCCGCGAUACUACCCGAUGUACGACAACGAUUAUUCGUCGGGUGGGAAUCCCAGUCCCGCAAUCUUUUACCACGACGACGAGUACCCUUACGACGGGAGCCUAAGCAGGUCUGGUUAUGCCUACGACAGGUCGAACGUCUACCAAUGGAAUUCAACUCCCUUCUUUCAGUCUGGUGCAUCUUCCUUCCAUUACAGUACGCCUGCAUAUGCGUAUAGUGAUGAUUUCGAAAGAGCAGCCGAAUUGGCAAGAGAAGCAAAGAAAGCGCAACAACUGCAGGCAUAUGUAGCCUGGGUGAACUCACAGCUGAAGAAGCGGCCGGGAUGUCGCAUCGUAGAAGACCUGAGACGGGACAUGCAAGAUGGCGUCCCGCUUGUUCAUCUGGUGGAAAUAGUCUCUGGUGAGACCCUGGCCAGGGUGGAUUACAACCCCCAGACCACCACGGCGAUGAGGGAUAACGUGGAGCGGGUGCUUCAGUUCAUGGCGUCGAAGAGGAUCCGCAUGCACCACACCUCAGCCAAGGAUAUUGUUGACGGCAACCUAAAGGCCAUCAUGAGGUUGAUCCUGGCUCUAGCCGCCCAUUACAAGCCCAGCAGCGUCAAGCAGACACCCCAGGUGGCCAGCAGCUCUGCUGUCCCCACCACUACGCCCACCGGACGAAAAGCGCAGCGCCAGGCCUCUUUUGUUGCCAUGGCGGCCAAUGCGGCGGCAGCCAUCCAUGAUGUCAGGAAGGAGGCGGCUGGGGCGGGGUCAUCCCUACGGCGAUACAGAGAGCAAAGAGGAAUUGGUCUACGGAGUCGCAAUUCAACUUCCCCGGCCACUAAGGAGCAGAUACAGCAGAGGUUAAGAGCUAGCUCGAGCUCUGACAGUGAGCGCCCAGCUUCCAGGACCAGCCCCCUCCCAUCCAUGGUGGCGUCAUCACCCAGCCCCACCCCGAGCAACGUGACGCGGUCCAGCGACCGUUCCAUCACGAGCAGUCCCAGGCUGCACGUGGGCAGCGUCCCUGCGAUGUCUGACUCGGACCAAGGCAGCCCGGAGGAGGGCAGAUCCAGGUCGAGUUCACGACGUUCUUCUAUCGCAUGGAGUGAGGCGCUUCUUGAAGAGCAUAAUGAAAUGACAACCGACCUGGAGACUACGAAGAAAAUGCUGAACCAGUUGCAAGAAUUGUUACUGAGCGGUAGACUCCAAGACGAUGACGGCAGCUCUGAGGCAGAGGAGGAUCAGAUGAUGUUUGAGGGAUCCAACGCCAAGGAACAAGUGGUCGUUCUGCAAGCCAGGCUGCGUCAGAGCCAAGAGGAAUGCGGCCAACUCAAGACGGAGCUCUCCAAGACCAAGCAGGAAUGUCGCAAUCUGCAGGGGACCAAGGCCGGGCUCCAGUCUCGACUAACGGAGCAAGAUAACGCCCUCCUCCAGAUGAAGGCGGAGCUUCUGAGGGUGGGCUUCACCCAACAGAACCAGGAUGCCGAAAAGACGGACCUCAAGAGGCGAUUGGAGGAGAAGGAGCGGAUGACCUCCGACCUGACCCGGCAGCUGAAUCAGAAGGACGACCUUCUGAAGCAACAGCAGGAGCAGAUCGAGAGUCUGACGCAGCAGCUGCAGGAACUCAACUCCUUCAAGACGGAACUACAGAACCAGCUGGAGAACAAGACUAACUCUGGAGACUACCAGCUGCAGACCCAGCUGCAGGAGUUGACACAACGCCUGGACAACGUCAACAUGGCCGAGGCAAAUCUCGCCGCUCACAUCACCUCCCAGGACAGACAGUUGAUGAAGCUCGAGGACCGGAUGCACAGUAGCACGUUACUCCCAUUCAAAGAGGGCUCGGAGGAGCUUCAGACGAUGCGGAGCGCCCUCCGGAGUCUGAGGUCCAACAUGAGCAGCCACGACCCCAACCACCACCCGUUAGACACACUAGAACAGGGUAUAUGCACCUUAAUGGACCAUUUAUCUGUGUCCAAACAGCGUGGAAUGUACAAAGACAGUGACACAAGUUCCACGGAGAGUCUCUCUAAGAGAUACUCAACAGAUAGUAACUCACAAGAACUCAACCACCGCUCAUCUCAUCAACACUCAAACUACGGCAAGCCCCGUGCCUCUUCAGUCUCCUCCUCUGGUAGCAACCCCUCUGCCUGCACCAAGGUCCUGUACUUUACCGAGAGAACAGUAACGCCCUUCAUGAACUCCAUCCCUAAAAGGCUGGGGGAGGUCACUCUGAGGGAUUUCAAGCAGAUAUUUGACAGGGAAGGCAACUUCCGAUAUCACUUCAAAGCGCUGGAUCCGGAAUUUGGCACCAUCAAGGAAGAGGUUGUGGACGACGACGCCAUUCUCCCCGGCUGGGAAGGGAAGAUCGUAGGUUGGGUGGAGCAAGAUAAUGGCUAGAUCCACUGGGAGGAUGCACACAGGAAAGAACAGCUUCUCUGUCAGGUGCUAAUUCUCAGUAUCCCGCGUGUGUGUUUGUAUUUUAGCAGUUUUUGUGUCGUUGAAAAUGUUGGAGACACCUGUUGGUGUGUUGAAGCUGACAUGGCGUGCAUUGAGGAGAAGAGGCUUGAAAAAUGUGCCUUUUGCUCAGAAAGAGCAGGUUCUGAAUAUUAAAUGUGGCCCAAAUUUGCAGGAUUCUGCUGUGGAAGUGCAGAAAUCCACCCAAAGGUUGCUACAGUGUGCUUGCUCUGAAAAUGCAAAGAACGUCACUUCUUUGAAAUGUGGUAAAAUGCACAAACUUCCAAAAGAGAUAAAAACUGAAAGUUCUUGCUGUUUAAAUGCCAGCUGAAGACGGUCGCACAAGUAGACAUGCUUGCCAUACGCAGCGUGCAGAGUCACAAAAUCAGACCUCUCUAGGGGCUCAUUCUCAGGGUCUGGCACCCUGACUCUAUGAUACAGGAGCAUUUAGAGAACUCUCCUGAUUCUAGAAGUUACAUGUGUGUAAGCUGCAUUUGAAUCCACUGGCUGCGGCUAGGAGCUACACACACUUCUAUGGAAAGUGGUUGCAGCCGCUAGCCAAUAUAACCUUCCUUCUGGUACAGAUGGUUGUUCAAACCACAAGCCGUAACUUUCAAGACUCUUCAGUCUUUCCAGUCCAAUACAUUUUGCUGGGGAGGGGGGAAAGUUGGCUGUAAAUUUUAAAUUCGAUCAGACAUUGGGCUUUGUUAUGGGCAAAGUUCAGGCCCUGACAUGCAUCAGCCCACGUAGAGUUUGGAGGGUGAUUCCGAUCUUCAAAGUGUUCAUAAAAUUAGUGUCCGAGUGAUUUUUAAGACAUCAUUGGGUAAACUCCUGAAGGCUUGGCACAAAAGAAAGCACAGCAACUAUCUCAGAGAAAAUGCCUGAGGGGGGGAUUUAAGACCUCCCGUAGCUCAAGAAAACAAACCAGCGUGUCUCGUCAUUGGCUGUUUGUUUGAUUGCUUUUCUUGACAAAAUGACAGCCGUUUAUUUACAUUCCAUCCUCAAAAAACCAAAUGCUCCUGUAUUAAUACUGAGACUUGUACAUAUUGUGAAUCUUACAAGAAACUUUAUCACUCUGAAGAAAAAACAUAUACGGCUUUAUAUUUCAUCCGAAGGCUGAGUGUGAAUACUUUUUCUCUCUGAAUGUUUCCAAAAGUAUUUCUGUGUUUGCCGUUGAGAAAAACAAAAUGACACCGACAGUGCAACUUGUUUUAAUCUUUAUAUUUAUCUGAAGAUGUUGACAGUUUUAAUGGUAUCUUUAAAAAUGCAUUGUACGCAAGUAGUCUGCGUGUUUACGCAUGGUUUGUUGUGCACGAUCUUUAAAUAUGAGGGACGAGUUUCAAACCUUUACUUGCGAGUACUUGACGACAAAAAGUAUUCAAAUAUUUUAACCGAUGAGGGGGUGCUUCUGCUCCAGGCGGACAGUGCGAAUUACUGUCAUCUUAAACCCUACUCCCAUAAGAGGCAGGCAUGGACAAAACGUAUUCGCCAGUGAUGAUUAGAUACGGUCUUUGAUAUUUUCCCAACUGUUUUAAAAUGUUUGCCAGAAGUAAUGUAUCGUUCUAAAACAUUUAAUAGCUCGAUCUAGACUCGGGGCUUAGAGGCCGCAGUUGUCAUAAUGGCAAAUUUGGCAAUGACAUACCAAAUAAGAACGACCCUCGUCCCCAAAAAAGUGUUACUUGAACACUAUUCCCAUUCACUGUAGAGGGCUGCAUGGAAGCAUUGAACUCUCACAAAAGGUAGCCAGAGUCUCCUAAAAUGCAGUCCAAAUUUCCUACGAUGAAAUGUGGACUUGCACCAAGUAGCAAACACAAAAGCCAAUACAAAUUGUCUUCAGUACUCUUUUCUUGAAACCAAAGCGUUGUUUAAAACAAAGGUACUACUUUCUGAAAGCAGAUGGAAUCAUUAUUAAAGAAAUGCCGAAGGCCGUCCCAAAAUGGGCAGAAUCACUGAAAUGGUUACAAUACGGGAAAACAUGCACAAGAAAGUGUAUUGCUGAAAUACAUAUUCACACUUCUAAAAGUGACUGAUGUGAAAAAAUUGUUGGAAUAUGGAUUUCGUAUACAAAGUACUAGGGGUCCUAUUGUUCACGUACAGCCAAUUGGUCACUCAAGGCAACAUUUGGCAUUAAUUUAUGGUAUUUCUUAAAGAUGUUACUUUCGAAACUGUUUUAAAAAACCACCGAAGGACAGACGCCUGAAUGGCAGGAGAUGUGACUUAAAACAAACCUGAACAAAUCAGACCAGAUCUUCAGUUUUUUUGAAGCCAGUGAACAGGGGCAUAGUGAAGGCAUUCUCUUCGGAAGGAAGGUGUGCCAGAAUCAAGUUGCAGACUUGUUCACCAACUGUGUGUCUCGUAAAAUUCACAAAGUGCGGAAAAUGGAAAUCCGUGGUACACUACAUGUACAUUUAAUGUUUAUGCACCAAUUCUGGAUUCAUUUACCGACCGGAGCUCCAUUUGCCGACUGGAAUUAAUUAUUGGGGGCCACACCCCUCUGGUCGCUACGCCCCUGCUAGUAAAUUUUGUGAUCCCUACUUUCUUUCGCCCAAUUCUGGAUCCGCCCGUCCUACCCCCACAACCAAACUCACGUCCACCAUAUUUAUAAUAGUAAUGUCAUUAUUAAACUUGCUGUGUACAAACCAUUCAUCAGUUGGACAUAACGUGUGCCAGUGUGUGAGGUAUUUAUUUCGUAGUGUUAUUUAAUCCAGAAAGUACUCCUUUUGUCACAUUUUUGUACAAAUGUGAACGACUCAAACGCAGAACAAAUAAAUGGUGCACAAUACACCAGCACAAAGGAAAGUU